AUGCCGCACGGAGGCCGCGAGCAGUCGCCGCGCUCCUCCAAGCUCGGCCCGGCGGGGCGGGGGAGGGUUUUUAAGAACUCUCGCCUGCGCCCCACCGAAACCAGGACGCUGCACGUGGCGAUUCAGGGCUUCGUCGCCAGCGCCACGCCGACCCCAUCAGCCACCGGAGGUGCGGGGGAGGAAUUCUUCCCCCCGCCCCCCUCGAUACCCGACACCCCGGCUUCGCCCUCGCCUCCGCUGCGCACGGCCCCACCCGCGUGGCCGACCGCGGCGCCGGAACAGGAGCCGGAACCAAUGGACGUGGUGCCGACCACCGCCACUCCGGACGCGGGUGUGUCACACCCGACCACCGUCACUCGUGACGCCGGUCUGGCACACCCGCCGUCCGCAAUACCGCGGCCGACCCCACGGCCUAAUUCAGACGCGGCGCAACCUGCCGCCACCGCAGCCGCCGCUCCACGCGCCACCGCUCCUCGCGCCCCCGCCCCCGCACCAGCCGCGGGACAGAAGCCGAGGAAGCCGCAGCCCGCCGCGGCCCCGCCGCGCCCCCAACGGCCUCCGAAGAAGCCGACUGCGAUGGCGCCAGCUGCGCCCAUGCGCCCAGCGCCCCCCAGCGCCGCGCCCCCACGCGCAGCGCCCGUAUAUCGUGCGCCCCCGGACAACAUCGCGCCGGGGCGCUUCCCUUCGCCGCCGAAGAUGCCAGCGGACAAGAGGAAGGCGGUUUUUAUCACGCCGCCCUUCCGCCCACCACCCGUCCUGCCGCCCUUCGCUCCACCGCUGCACGGCGCUGCGCCCGUACCCACGUACGCAGCCGCCGCCGCCGCUACCACCACCGGAACGCCCGCCCCAGCCGCGCCCCCGACACCGAAGCCGCGCUCGCCCACGACACCGUGCGCCCCCCCGCCCAAGAAGACGCGUUACCCGCCGCUCAUCGUGGAGAAGCUCCCCAACUGGGUCGAGCACUUCACGGCCUACCUGGCUGAACUGGAGAAACACCAGGGAGUCGCCUGGUUCUCGUACUCCCUCCCCGCGGAGCGAAGCGUCAAGGUGGCCAUACGUGGGUUACCUGUGGACACCCCGCCGGAGGCGAUUAUGGAGGCGCUGCAGGACGCCGGCUACGGCGCGGAGUACGUCCGCCCCAUCCGCGCGCGCCAGGGACGACCUGGGUGUUUAUACUACGCCCAGGUAGCGCGCGCAGAAAACACCAUCCCGGGCAUAUACGGGGUAACAGAGCUACUCUGUAUGCCCGGGAUUAAGAUCGAGGCGUGGCGCGGGAAAAAGGGCCCCGCGCAGUGCCACCGCUGCCAACAAUUUAGGCACUCGUCGCACAAUUGCCACCGGCCAAUGGCCUGUGUGCGGUGCGGCGAGGACCACCCGGCCCGCGAGUGCCCCCGCCCUAAGGAGGAGCCGCCCACCUGCGCGAAUUGCGGCGGCGCACACACGGCGAACAACACGUCGUGCCCGGUGUUCCGCCGCGAGACGCGCAACCCGAGGGCGGGUACUGUGGCGCGCACAGCCGCCGCCUCCACCGCCAAACCAGUAGCCGCACAGCCAAGGGGCGAACAUAACGCCCCUGGCUCUCUAAUGGCCGCGGCAAACGAGCCGGGAGGCGAGCGACGCAAGAGGCGCAGGCGCAAGAAGGCGCCCCCGCCAACCGCCGCCGCCCCCAGGCCCGCUGCUGCCACCGCCGGCGCCCCCCGCGCCCCCGCUGCCGCCCCCGCUGCUGCUCUCACCGGCGCCCCCCGCGCCACCGCUGCCACCACCAACACUGCCACUUCCGCUGCCACCGCUGCGCGCCCGGCGAGGCGCACGGCUGCGCCACGCGGAGCGAUCCAGUGCCGCUGCUCCUAG
This is a messenger RNA of Spodoptera frugiperda (fall armyworm), 1851 nucleotides long. RefSeq lists its product as uncharacterized. Lineage: Eukaryota; Metazoa; Arthropoda; Insecta; Lepidoptera; Noctuidae. The coding region runs from base 1 to 1851 and encodes 616 amino acids. The record is from RefSeq and is a predicted model, not a curated record. The transcript has 3 exons.